AUGGCACUAUCCCGUAGGACUCCGCAAUCUUCUCAGGGCGAUGCACCAGAGAUCGCCAGAGCGAUUGAAGCAAUGGUAGCUGCUAUGACGCAGCAAAGUACGACGAUGAUGCAACAACACGAAGCAUCAAUGCAGCGACAAGCGGCAACACUCGAGCAGCAACAGCUGGUGAUGCAGCAGAUGGAGGCUCCUAGGGCGGCUGUUGAGGACGCUCACAAGCAACAUAUGGAGGCCCUCCGCCAAUUGGAGGAGAACAGGGUGGCUGCCCCUGCUUUUGGCCCAAAGCCACGAUCUACAGUCCGGGAGUGGAGUCUGGAAGACUUUCUGAAACACCACCCGGUGAAGUUUGGAGACAAGACCAGUCUGGACGCAGCAGACCAGUGGCUGAAGGACUUGGAGAGGAUAUUUGAUGCCAAGAUGUGCCCAGAGAAGAGUAGACGAGCAUUCGCGGUGUAUAUGCUCACAGGUGAGGCUGAGCACUGGUGGGUCAGUAUGAAGUCAAUGAUGGAGGAGAGACAGGAGCCAGUUGCUUGGGAUGUCUUCAGGAGGAAGUUCCUUUCCGAGUACUUCCCUGACAACGUCAAAUACACUAAAGAGGUAGAAUUCUUGCAAUUAACCCAGGGAAGCAAGUCUGUGGCUGAGUAUGUGGAAAAGUUCAAACACCUUAGUCGUUUCUACACCAUGCCACUGGACGAAGAGUGGCGAUGCUGGAAGUUCGAGAACGGCCUUCGUGGAGACCUUCGUUUGAUGGUGGUCCUGCUAUCCAUCAAGGAUUUUUUCGCCUUGGUGGAGAAGGCGAGGGUCAUGGAGAAGAUGAAGGUAGAGGUGGAGACUCAGCACUCAUCCCAACAGAGAGUGGGAGGACCAUCUAGGUCCAGGCACAGGCACGAGGAGAGGAAGAAGCCCUACACUAGGCCCUAUUUCCAGUCUCAGGGGUCUAGGGAGUCUUCUUCUCAGCAGAACAGGAUUCAGUGCUACCAGUGUGGGGGACCGCACAAGAGGAAUGUUUGCCCCCAGCUUGCAGGCUUCAAGAAGUGCAACAAUUGUGGCAAUGAGGGCCACUUUGGGAGGGACUGCCCCACCCUUGCUAGAGCAGUGACGCGACCGCCAGUACAGGCUCCUGCACAGAACCAGCAGAGGCUCAGAGGCAACAGGCCUCAGGCGACCGGCAGAGUGUAUGCCAUGACCGGAGUGGAGGCUGCAGGCUUAGACUGCCGAGAAAAGAGCCUGUUAUUCCCAGACUCGGAGGUGCCUAAGUUGUUAUCGUCCCAAGGGGUUCUGAAGGAACUGCGUGGUGGUGCGUAG
Molecule: messenger RNA, 1305 nt
Organism: Vigna unguiculata (cowpea)
Lineage: Eukaryota; Viridiplantae; Streptophyta; Magnoliopsida; Fabales; Fabaceae
Source: RefSeq, a predicted model, not a curated record